Molecule: messenger RNA, 861 nt
Organism: Penicillium samsonianum
Lineage: Eukaryota; Fungi; Ascomycota; Eurotiomycetes; Eurotiales; Aspergillaceae
Product: RTA1 domain-containing protein
Exons: 3
Coding region: 1-861 (286 amino acids)
Cellular component (GO): plasma membrane; fungal-type vacuole
Source: RefSeq, a predicted model, not a curated record
AUGGACGACAGGAUCAAACUGCUCACCGGCUGCCCUGCAUAUAUCGAAGGCGUUGGCACCUCAUAUGGAUAUAUCCCAUCGCUAGGAGCAGGCAUUGCCUACUGUACACUCUUCGGUCUCUCGAUGAUCCUCCAUACAGUCCAAUUCACCUGGAAGCGACAAUGGUGGGCAAGCGUGUUUAGUAUCGGAUGUUUGGUCGAAGUAAUCGGCUGGGCCGGUCGUACCUGGUCAGCCAAAUGUCCAUACAACGGGACUGCCUUCCUAAUGCAAAUCUCCACCCUCAUCAUCGCCCCAACCUUCUUCACAGCAGGAAUCUAUAUCCUAUUAGGCCGCUUCAUCCAAGUCCUCGGCCGCGAAUCCUCCUUCAUAAAGCCAAGCCUAUACCUCUGGAUCUUUUGCACCUGCGACGUAAUCUCGCUCGUUGUCCAAGCCAUCGGCGGCGGCAUGGCCUCCGGAGAAGCCGACAAGAUCGGUGGCGACACCGCAACUGGAACGCACAUCAUGGUCGCUGGUAUCGUCUUCCAGCUCUUCUCGAUUACCAUCUUCGUCGUCUGCGCGGUUGACUUCAUCCGCCGCACUAUGCGCAACCGUUUGCUGCAGUCCGUAACCGGCUCGGUCAUCCCCCUGUUCGCCGCGAUGAUACUUUCCAUCGUCUGCAUCUAUAUUCGGAGUAUCUAUCGCACGAUCGAGUUGUCACAGGGAUGGCAUGGUUAUCUCAUUACUCACGAGUCGUACUUUAUUGCGCUUGAUGGAGCUAUGAUGGUUGUUUCGGUGGGUGUGUUUAAUGUGCUGCAUCCUGGAUGGAUGUUGCCCAAUGGGAAGUCUGAUUCGUAUAAAAUGGAGCAGACUUCGGUUGAUUGA